Molecule: messenger RNA, 1476 nt
Organism: Penicillium brevicompactum
Lineage: Eukaryota; Fungi; Ascomycota; Eurotiomycetes; Eurotiales; Aspergillaceae
Product: fungal specific transcription factor domain-containing protein
Exons: 1
Coding region: 1-1476 (491 amino acids)
Biological process (GO): DNA-templated transcription
Molecular function (GO): zinc ion binding; DNA binding
Source: RefSeq, a predicted model, not a curated record
AUGCUCUCGAGGAAUGCUACCCAGCAACCUAUCGAAUCAGUGAGCAAACAUUCACUUUUUGACGAGCGAUUGCCUCGGGUCUAUUAUGAAAACUUCCAUGUUGCCCACCCAGUUUUGGUACCGAGCUCCGUGUAUCAUGAUCGGAAUUACCCACGCUUUCUACAGCUCGCAGUGCAUUUUGUGGGCUCUCACUAUAUUUCCUCGGUGUCCAGCCAGCCUUACAAAGACCAAGUCAUCGCCGAGUUGAAAACAAACCCGGAUCGAUCGGCUUGCAUGGUCCAGGCUUGGCUGAUAUAUUCCAUUGCUCUGUACGCGCGUGACGAAUGGCAAGAGGCACAAGAAGCUCUUUCUAAUAGUAUUGAUAUUGCUUUGGAGAUAGGUUUGAAUCGCUGGUCAUUUGCUUCGUCUACGAAUCCUGAAAGAUCCAUUGAAGCCGAGAGCAUGAGGCGGACAUGGUGGGAGCUAUAUGUUACCGAUGUAUUCAUGGCGGUUCCUCUCAAGACUACGGCGUUCCGCUGUAGCGCCGUUACCCCGGAGGUUGCGCUGCCGUGCGAAGAGUCCGCUUAUAACAGCGGAAGCGAGGUUCCGAAACCUCGACUGAUCAUCGAGUUCAAGCGCAGGAUUCUUGCUGCGGAGGAUACUGUUUUCUCGUCUUACAGCUAUCGUAUCGAGGCGAUCACUAUCUUAUAUCGGGUCCUUGUGCUGAAUCGGAUGCGAGACUGUCACAGAGAUCACCUUCAAGCGGUCGAGAACGCUUUGGUGAGCUGGAUUAACCAUCUACCACCAAAGAAACUCGACAUCGUCGAUUCGUAUGGGAAUGUCGAUGAAAUGAUGUUCCAAGCACAUUUGACAAUAGCAUACGCUGCUAUGCUCUUACACCUCCCACGGAGUGAUCUCCCAGCCGUUCUAUCCCAAUCACAACCAGAUGACCGAUUCUGGCCCGGUCUGACGGGUCAACUUUCAUCAACAUUCAGCCGUCUAGUCCACAGCAUCAAGGCGACAGAGGCAUCGAGACGAAUCUCAGAUUCUAUAUCUAUUUGUCCCAACGUCUCAAAACAUACUCCGUUCAUCAUUCCCGCCCUGGCCCUCUGCGGCCUAAUCCAGCUUGCCACUUCAACCAGCCAUUCCGAGGAAUGUUUCGACCACCAUUGCAAUCGGGUCACUCUCAUAUUAGGAUGUCUCAAAAGCACACAGCGAACCUGGAAACUCACCGAGUCCGUCUACCACGGCCUCCGAUCCUCUGCCGCAGAUGUCUUAUCAGACUCCAUAACGAAAUGGAAUGCAGAACCACUCCACCGAUUCACUCCGGCAGCCACAACCCCAAGCGAUGACCGUCCCAGCAGCGCGAAUCAAAUCCCCGCUACCAUGUCCGACGGCCACGACUUCAUGCCCCCAGAGUUUUCCCCUGCUUUCAUCGACCCCUCAUGCUACAACGCAUCCUUCUUCAGCGCCAUCCCUGACUUUGAUAUUAAUUAA